Molecule: messenger RNA, 258 nt
Organism: Dracunculus medinensis (Guinea worm)
Lineage: Eukaryota; Metazoa; Nematoda; Chromadorea; Rhabditida; Dracunculidae
Source: the annotation of a GenBank genome assembly
AUGGUUACAAGAGAACCACCGAUAGCAAAAACUAUACAUUACUGGAAGAAUAUAUGGGAGAAACAGAAGAUUCAUAAUAUUAGUGCAAAAUGGCUACAAGAUCUGAGAAUAAGUCACAAUCUCCCAGAUAAUCAGCGACCAGCUGUUGACAUCGAGCGACUCAAAAAUAUAAAAAGUUGGGUAUCACCUUGUCCGAACAUGAAACAUGACCUACUGGCUAAAAAAGCUAAUAGCAUUCAUGAACCUUUAGCGACAUAG